Ilex paraguariensis (yerba mate) is the source of this 300-nucleotide messenger RNA. The record is from the annotation of a GenBank genome assembly. Lineage: Eukaryota; Viridiplantae; Streptophyta; Magnoliopsida; Aquifoliales; Aquifoliaceae.
AUGAAAAAACUGGUGAUCAAGACAAAAAGUGUAGAAUACAUGCCCUUCUUCCUCUCCCUGGCUUCCUUUGCUAACGGCAUUAGCUGGACAUCUUAUGCCCUUAUCCGUUUUGACCCCUUUAUCACUGCGCCGAAUGGGAUGGGUUCACUGCUUGGGCUGGCCCAAUUACUACUUUAUGCCACGUUUUACAAAUCAACAAAGGUACAGAUGGCAGAAAGGGCACAGCAAGGCAAAGGCGAGUUGGGCUUGGCGGAGGGAGUCGUGUAUGGAGACCCCAAAAAGAUAAGCACUGAGCCUUAG